Messenger RNA from Leptopilina heterotoma, 1583 nucleotides. Its product is annotated as leucine-rich repeat and calponin homology domain-containing protein 2. Gene Ontology annotation, molecular function: protein binding. The transcript has 6 exons. The record is from RefSeq and is a predicted model, not a curated record. Lineage: Eukaryota; Metazoa; Arthropoda; Insecta; Hymenoptera; Figitidae. The coding region runs from base 83 to 1291 and encodes 402 amino acids.
AAACGAAAAGAAUAAAUAAACAAUAUAUAUUUACAAAUAAUAAAAAUAAAAAAUAAAUAAAUUUAAAAAAAAUAGAAGAAAAAUGGAAAGUGAAAGUGAAAUGGCCGAUGAGGUGAAGAGGAAAAAUAUUCUCCACUGGAAUUAUCGUGAAUUAGAUGAAAUUCCAAUUGUCGUGAAGACUCACGGUGCAAAUGUGAGGGAAAUUUAUUUAAAAUGGAAUAAAUUAAAGUUUCUACCAAAUUGGAUAUUUGAAUUGGAGAAUUUGCAAAAUUUAUAUUUAGCCGGGAAUUUUAUUCAAAAAUUACCAAAGGAAAUUCAAUAUUCACGACUCACUGUUUUAGAUUUAAAUUCAAAUAAAUUGGAAUUCAUUCCAACCAGUGUUGCUUCGUUGAUAACGUUAAAAUGUUUAUUACUAGACGAUAAUUUUAUUACCAAUAUUCCAUCCGACUUCAGUCAGUUGAAGAAUUUGGAAUAUUUAUCGAUUUGUCGAAAUCAAUUGGAAAUUUUACCUGAAUGGUUGGGUUCACUCGAGAAACUUGAGGAUUUAUUUGUCGACAAUAAUAAUUUAGAAGUGCUUCCAAAUAGAUUAACUUUGGCGCCCAAAUUAUCGAAUAUUUCCAUUUGUUCGAAUAGAUUAAGAUAUUUGCCGUUAAACGGAUUUCUCUCGUCGCCAUUUAUUCGAUUCGAUGCGAAUCGUGAUUUGAAUUAUUUAUCCUAUUCACUAUUGUGUCAAUUGGUUUCGAAAAUUCGCGACUCUCUUGGCGGUGAUUUGCGGAACGUUAUUUCUCGCGGGUGUUUUCAAAAAACUACCAUUGAGUCGAAAAGUAGAAACCAAAAAUUAAAAAUUUCCCCUGACGAUUAUGAAGGAAGUGAAGAAAUUACAAUCGAAUUUCCUCCGCAACUUUUGAAAAUUCACAAAAUUUCCGAUAAUGUCGUUUGUACACUUUACGAAUUGGCUCUUCGAAAAGUCUACAAAAACAGAUUUCAUCAUACUUUAGAGAGAAGAUUAUCCCCAUUGGAAUUAAAUAUAAUCUACGAACCUCAAUGUCUCGGGAAUGAUUUUCAAUCGUUUUGUCAUUUUUUCCCAGCCACUUUAAUGGAGAACGGUCCAGUCAGUAUUUGUCUGAAUGACUAUUGUCAGGAGCCAAUUUUCACCGAAUCGUGGAUUAUAUUUCGAUUGUACUCUCAAUUCUACGAUGUUCCAACGUGUGCUCUCUUUUGCAGUUGCAGAUGCGCUUCCAGAUUUGCCAAUUGUUUCUCCGAAUCUAGAAAUCGUUAUUUCUUCAAUUAAAUAUCAAUUUUAAUAAUUUAAAAUAAUUAUUAAUUUUCAUUAUUAAUUUUAAUUAUAAUAAUUAAUUUUAAUUGUAAAAAUUAAUUUCAAUUAUAAUAAUUAAUUUUUAAUUGUAAAAAUUAAUUUCAAUUGUGAUAAUUAAUUUUAAAAUAGUAAUUCAAUUUGCCUCUCAAAAUAAAUUCGAGAAAAAAUAUUUUUUUCCUAAAGGAAAUUGAAUUCAAGAACAAAAGGAAAAAAAGAAGAAAACAUAAAAGUGUAAAAAAUGAUGAGUAUGAAAACUGGAACGAUUUUA